CAUUAUUAGAGUUAGUCAAAAAGCAGAUAUUUUAUAUACAAUAGUCAAUAAAUUUAUAAUAAACAUGAAUAAUAAAGAAACGGAUAAAUGCCGUCCUUAUUUGGCCCAUUUCUCCAAGGAUGAGCUGCCAGUGCUCGUAAACAGCGUCAAAGAAUUUAAGACCGAUCUAGAGCCACAGCUGCAUAACAUGGCAAAAGCGUUUGCCAACCACAAGACGGGCAAGUUACAACACAAGUUAUGCGUACAAAAGUGCGCUGUGAACAAGAGGUGCACUAAGAAGUGUAUAGAGGAAAGGAACAAACGGCUAAACGAGCCGAUAUUGGUGGACAGGGUAGAGUCAAGGUUAGGACCAAUAAUACGAACCAUAGAGCGUGGCGAGGACCCAGAUACAAUUGUAAUGAUCGAGUUACGCGAAUUUGCCUGUUCCGGCAUUGUGCUGGGCAGCUAUUCUAACUUCUUUGCCAUGUGCCGGGGCCAGACUGUAAUCGACUUGCGCAAGGCACCGCUGACGGCGGACACGUUUGAGCAGAUUUACAAGUGGAUGAUCAGAUCGAAUGUGACAUUUUUGCCUAAGGAUGUGGUGCGGUUUGUACGCGCUGCCUGUUUCCUGGAGAUGCAAGAACUGCUGGAGCAGUGCUACGCAAUGCUCGACUGCGAUGAAUUCAAGGAGUUUUGGGCCUUUUCCGUGAUGUACACGUCACGUUAUUUUCAUGAGCUAUAUCAGAUUAACCAAGCAAUGGCCACCCGCAUAUCCAAGUCGACAUUAAUCAUAAUCUGCAGUCAGGAAUUUCUGCACCUCAGCGAGAUGCAGAUAUGCGCCCUGCUUAGGUCCAGCUCUUUGUCCGUUAACUCUGAAACUGAGCUACUUUAUGGGGUGCUGCACUGGCUGGAUGUGGACUGGCCCGCUCGGAUGGCGUGUGUGGGUAAUGUGCUUAAGAAUAUACGCUUCGCUUAUCUGGCCCCCAAAAUCCUUUGCCAAUUGAACGGGCUAGAUCGCGAUGAGAUGGGACCAUUCGGGCAUGUGUUGGACGUAUUCUCCAGGGUGCAAGAGAAGAAGAAACUUAUAGAGGAUGGUAUCUUCUACAGCACGUUGGUAAUCACCAUGGGUGGCGAUACCAGCAAGUUUAAGGAAUUACCCAGUGCCAGAAAGGAGCUAAUGGUGCCGCGCCGCUGGGUGCAAGAUACCCGCUGCACGUACCAUCGCCCCGUGACCAAACUAUGCCCCAACAUGCGCUCGAUAAGCUACGAGGAAUUCGUUACCUACUCUGAGACGCUGCAGGAAAGCGAUACAGAUUACGAACAGUAUAUUCUAUAUCCAACAGACGACGAUUACUGCAGUACUAAGUUAUCAACACUGUUCGAACAGGAACCGUCAAUGUCCGGCCACUCAUGGUCGUCUAACAUGAGCUGUUGCAGUGAUGUUUCCGAAGUAUCCGAUUCCUGUGUAUGGGAUUCACAAUCAAUAAAGUCAUGGGUUCGCUUAGAAAGCCCCAUAAGCUAUCAAAUGGAUAACAUUUCGAUUUGCUCGGUAUCCACUGGAUCCGAGAGUCGAGCAAGUCCAAGAAUGCAAAUAUCAGCCGACAAGGCAUCUACGCACUGGCAUGAGAGCAUAAAAGAGUUCAGGCCCUCGGCUAUCUGGCAAAAGUGGGAGAGUUCGCUGCUUACGGAACGCAACGAGUAGAGUGCUUCAAAAUUAGAAACUAGAAAUUUUUUUAAUAUUUGCAUAUUCAUUUUCUUAGGCCAGAGCCGUUUGUAACAGCAAUAUAAGUAC
Drosophila novamexicana is the source of this 1771-nucleotide messenger RNA. RefSeq lists its product as uncharacterized. Bases 65 to 1681 code for a protein of 538 amino acids. The record is from RefSeq and is a predicted model, not a curated record. Gene Ontology annotation, molecular function: protein binding. NCBI's taxonomy places the organism in Eukaryota, Metazoa, Arthropoda, Insecta, Diptera, Drosophilidae. The transcript is spliced from 3 exons.